Ixodes scapularis (black-legged tick) is the source of this 6113-nucleotide messenger RNA. Its product is annotated as cuticle protein 10.9. Gene Ontology annotation, cellular component: chitin-based extracellular matrix. The coding region runs from base 665 to 1138 and encodes 157 amino acids. Gene Ontology annotation, molecular function: structural constituent of chitin-based larval cuticle. NCBI's taxonomy places the organism in Eukaryota, Metazoa, Arthropoda, Arachnida, Ixodida, Ixodidae. The transcript has 3 exons. The record is from RefSeq and is a predicted model, not a curated record.
GUGCACUAUAGCACAAUGGGUAUACCAAUCACGCUAAAGCUCAUCCCUUUCUGCCCCUCUCUUUCUCCUUCACCAUCACCACUUUUCCAUCGUUCACGGGUGCUAGAGCGCUCGACAUAGCCGCCACAUAUCAUCAGCAAGAAUUCAGACGGAACAAAGACACCCAUUUGUGUCAAUCUACAAGUAUAAUUGAUUAGACACGGCACAUGGCCUCGGAGAGAAUGCAUCUGAAAGCGGCGGCUCCGCGCUAAGAUUCGCCCACAUACCGUUGCGUGGCGGUUCGAGCCUCGUGCCUCACGCAUCUCAUUACAUUCACCUACUGCCGCCUUUCAGCUCAAGAGGAGUCCGACGAUAAAGUGAAGGUCGUCGGAAACACCAAAAGUGAACUAGUCCGAUUCUCAAGGGUGUCAGAACGGGGCAAGCACCGUUCCGAUAAAACUACACAUUUUCUUUUGCGUCGAUUGGUGCCUCCUCUCUCCUGGGACUUACACGAGCCUUGUUCGACCGAUCAUCUCGUCCGGCGACUGCACGGCACUGGUUUUCUCGACUACGCAAGUGCGAAUGAAGCGUACGUGCUGCUGUAAGUUCUUCAUUGUCGUCGACGUGUAGUCAUCUGCCCGGUGACAUCCACUGCGACGCAGAAGACAUCGGGUCAAAGUCAGUCAUGAUCCUCAAGGUCCUCCUUCUCUAUAUGGUGACCGUCGUUGCAGUUCAAGGUCGAGCUAUCAAAAAUAAUGCCGAGGACAAUGAGAAGUCCCCGUACAGUAUACACUACGACCACACAGAUGAGUUGGGAACUCGCAUCUACAGUCUAGAGAUCACUGAUGCCGACAACGUACGCAUGGGCACCUACGGCUACAUGGACGCGAAGGGACUGUACAGACAAGUUCACUACUUGGCCGACUCCACUGGAUACCACGUCUAUGUCUGCACUAACGAACCCGGCACAGAAACGUCUUAUCCAGGCGACGCAGUCAUACAUAUGCACCACUGGGAGAAAGUGGACCCUGAUUCUACCCUCGGGAAGCUGCUGUCUAAACUACCGCCAAUUCACAACCAUCCGAAGCCUGUGAAGCCCACGAGGAAGAAGAAGCAUAGCCUCAAACACCUGACGAAGCCGGGAAUUAUGGUGAACUAGUGUUUUCCGCUUAAAUUUAUCGCACCAGAUGAACCAGGAUGCAUAUGCAUCCUUCUUAUUGGAUGUGGUUUUUGGUUUUCCCUGGGUGUCUUCAAUUCGUAAAGGCUGAACUCCAGGAAGCGAAUUAUGCGACACAACUCACGAACUUCACCCGACGGCACGCUCGCUUUCCGGGCGAAGUACCAGCCAGUGUGCUGAUUCCACGCGCAGAGCAAAAGAAGCCGAACAAAUUUUGUGGAUUUUUUUUCGCAGCCUAUUCGCCCCAAGGAGUCCAUCCUUUAGACCACUGAUGAUAUUUAUGUGUACACUUUCGAUCUCUUGUAAGUUCCAAUCCCCACAGAUAUACAUUCUGUCUUCAGAAACAUGUCUUAUUUUGUAAAGUUAGUUUUCAAGUAGGUCACUACGACAUUGUCAGUUCAGGAAUUUGUAGAAAGUGUCUCAGUUAGGUUUUUCUUGGGCACCUUGUGUAGUCAGACGGUGUCUAUGAAUGGAAAACUAACGCUCUUUAUGCUAGAUAAGGAAAACUCAUAUUUGUACACUAUAACUCUAUAACUUUAAAGUUAGGCAUAGAAAUUGGCGGAGGUUAUUGUCAUGGCUAAAUAUACUGAACAUACAUUUUCUGCUUGCUUGGCGGACGCAUCAGCUCAAAGGUACUAACACACUGUCAAAAUGUGGUUGGGCCAGUGUAUACAUGACGAAUAAUUAAAAUGUUCAUUUUGUAGUGUGACACGUCACACGAAAUGGCCGUAAUAGCUGUUUUUAACCUCGUAAAGGUCACAAAACGCAAAGUUAGCAGGUGUUUAAAUAUUGUUUUUGGCAGACUGCUGCGUGAAAAAUAGAGGAACGGAAUCGCUCCUUACGUAAGAGUUCACUGCAUUCCUCUAGAUAAUACAACUAAUACUUUAGCGACAAUAUAGCAAGCAUCUGUAGUGGUAUUAUUGUAGCAUUUAAGAACCCACGAAUAAUAUAUUUAUUAUAAGUUAUAAAUAUAAAUUCGAGUCAUCUUAGUACAAAUAUUUAGCAGAUAUUAGAAAUGGUUAACGCAUAUUUGUUCCUUGAUGCUUCGCAUGAAAAUGUGGCACGUUAUUUUUGGUGUUAAAAUAAAAUAUUAGGUGUUGAAACUAUCGCUAGUGUCAGUUCCCUAAACACUGCAGACUGAAUAUCUUGAUUGUUAAUACGAGAAGGAGGGAAUUAAGACGACUGGGAUGCAUUUACUUAAGAGGAGAACAAAGCCAGAAUAGUUGAAAUUAAAAAUGUCCCAAUUCUUGCAUAUUUCCAACGUUUGGGAGUAUAUCUGGUUUACGUAGAAAUGUAAAUGAUAUCGUCAUGCACAUUCGUAAGCCAAGCACAUGUUUCCUUAUGAAGUGCAAAAAUAUUCAGUCUACAGUGUGCAGCGACUUUAUAACUGCAACAUGAGUAUUUCCUUGAGGUGCAAACGGAACGGAAAUAAUUCUGCGAUAUCGGGUAAAUCAGGUAGAGGCCUCGCUGCAAAUUUAGAAACUCGGACAGCGUAUUGAUGUUUAGUGCCUGCUCUACGUGAACGAUCAGUUUGCCCAUAGUGGCUUAUAGAGUCUGCCUUGGCGGUAAAGGGCUUCGCGCUUCGCGUAUUUACGUUUACAUGACGGUACCUGAUAAAGACUUGCCAUUAGAUCAUUGUGCUCGAUCGUUUUCCAAUAAAUUCUAGUAUUGUAUCGAAGUGCCUCACUCAAUAUUAUUGAUCACGAAAAUAGAUUUCUGACUUUAGAGCGUAACUUUUAAACGCCCGUUUCCGGCUUGAGCCGCGUUGCGGUCGCCGUCGGCGUAACCGCGCGUUACAUUAUGUGAAAACUUCCCCACUACAAUUAGCGAAAAAUUUUCCCGCUAAAUUUACCGUAAGAAUUCUCCCACUAAAUUUAGCGGAAAAUUUUCUCCGCUGAAGUCAGUGGGAAAUGUUUCCGCUACAUUUAGCGGGAAAUUUAGCGAAAAUUUUUCGCAAAAUGAGAGAGAAGUAGGAGAGGAGGAAUGGAGGGUACGGAGGGGCAUGCCCCCCCCCCCACACCCUCUCCGCCUCCUCCUCAAGAGCUGCGCUCUAUUUGGACAAUACAGAGAAUGGUAAACGUCUUUCAUUCUAGAGCGCAGCUGUUAGGCGCCCGUUUACUGCUUGAGCGGCGUCCGCGCCGCCGUCGCCGUCUUUGUAACCGCUCUGUGCAUUAUGGGUAAAUUUCCCCGCUAAGUAUAGCAGAAAAAUUUCCCUGCUAAAUUUAGCAGAAUACUUUCCCCGCUAAAUUCAGCAAAAAAAUUUCCCCACUAAAUUUAGCAGAAACAUUUCCCCGCUAAAUUUAUCGGAAAACUUUCCCCGCCAAUUGUUGCGGUAAAUUUUCCCCUCCAAAUUGAGCGGAAAAAAGUUUCCCCGCUAAAUUUAGCGAAAAAAUUUCCCGCUAAGUUUGGCGAAAAAAAUCCCCUCUAAAUGUAACGGAAAAACUUCCGCUAAACUUAGCGGAAAAACUUUUCGGCUAAAGUUCGCGUCACAUUUUCUCCACUAAAGUUAGCGGGAAAAGUUUCCCGCUAGUUUUAGCGGAAACAUUUCCCCGCUAAGUUUAGCCGAAAUUAGCAUAAAAUUUUCCCCUAAAUCGGAGGCGAGCAGGAGAGGAGGAGGGGAGGGUACAAAUGAGGAGGAGGGGCAUAGCCUCCUCUCCGUGCCUUCCUCUCCUCCUCCUCAAGAGCUGCGCUCUAAUUCGGAGUUACAGGGGAUUGUAAACGUCUUUCAUUUUUUAUGAUACGUCUAGUAAGGCUACAUAUAAAAAAAACUUCGAAAAGAUGAUAAAACAUCUCGCGUAGCUCGAGAAUAGUGGGGUUACAACCAAUGUUACCAGCUCCAAGGGCAUGUCCCUAAACGUACGGACUUUUUGCAAUCUUUUGGCUCGGUAGAGACGUAGGGACGUCCUCUAACUUUUUUAUGAAUUCAUAAGGAUUUUACAGCUUCUGUCAUUUUUUAUUUUUCAAAUUUCUGCACACUUCAGUUGCCUUUCGCUUUUUUUGAUCAAGAUGGAUAAGCACACCACAGAUUUGUUAGGUGGUACCACCAAAUUUGUUAUCAGAUUCCUUCCAAGGCCCUUACGAAGUCACGUUUCUACUUUAAAACAGAGCACCAAAACUGAAAUUUCUUCUACGCAAACUUAUUAAAACGCGGUAUAAGAUAUUGAAAAGAGGAGGCCAUCACGGCACCGGCCAUAAGAUGGACACCGGGCGCAGCUUGAAAUCAAAAAUAUUAGAGUGAAUCGCGUUGGUACCAUGUGUAUUGCUUUUUCUACUUUUCACGUGUUAGCCCUAAAAAGAAAACAACAACAACAACGCCGAUCUGCUUUUUUUUUGACGUGAUCACUGAACUAACAAUUGCAAGUGUGAAAUCAAAACCAAAUAGAUCGUAGAGAAUACCUGCAUUUUGUUUUUGUCACUUGCGUACGAAUAUUGCUUUAAAAGGUUACAAUUGGCAAACGCAUAACAUAUUUUUACAAAAAAGUAUGCAUAGUUGUUUGUAACUUGUUAAGGCGGGUUCAUGAGCGGAACGACAAUAAAAUUCUAACGUAGAUAGUUUAGGCUAAAGGUAAUAAAAGCACAGAAAAUGCUAAUCCAACUGGGCGCGCAGUCAUACAUCGAUCAAACGAUUGUAAUUCCUAAACCCAACUGAGUCUACAUGUAAAAAAAUAAAUACAAAUAACGAAAUAGAAAAAUGUUUUAGAUUUUUAAUGAGCCGAACACUACGCUAAACAUUUUAUUUAAAAGCCUGCCUAUAUGAGACUACAGCCAUACGACACACUGCCAAAAAUAUCAAUACUCAAGCCUUAAACCUCAUCAAAAUUGAAAACGGAAAAUAUUUUUUGAUAUCACACCUCUUCAAAAGUUUACAGGCGGAGGAUUGGAAGUCGUGCGUGAACUUCAUUUAAAUUUACCUCAUCAUGCAAUGCCAUUGCGAAAACUAAAGGAGAUUUUCUAUUCGUAAGUCUACCUAGAACGUUUUUUUUUGUUGAAAAGUUGAACAUGUGACUGCAAUAUUACACAUAAAAGAAAUAAACAAAAAAUUAUAAAGACGCGUCGUCUACCAAGUUCUUUUUUUUUCUUAAUUUUUCUCGUUUAUAAGAACUCGUUUGAAUUGUGGUUAACUUUCCUUUUAUUCGUCUCGGUGCAUUAGCAGACAAGUUAUUAAAAAAGUCCAAUUGAAUCAAUAUUCGAAGCACACAUUUAGAAAACAAAACUUCAGUGGUUCUAGAACUAUAGCCUCGUGUCUGAAGCUUGCACGUUGUUGUUUUCAUAAUCUAGGCAUUUUCUAUAUGCAUAGGAACUCGCGUAUGAUCUUUUGUGGCUAAUAGAGGAACAUGCAGGAGGGUGGCUGGAAGAAUAAAAGAAAAACGGUUGGUUACACUGGUUACAACGGACAUGGACAUCAGUUAAUUCUAUUAAAAUAAAACAAAGUAUUGUCGAAUAUUUGCUUUUUAAAAAUUAUUGAUACGAGUAAAGUAAAGGGUUCCUGAUUUUUUUUACUUAUAGAUUUUGCAAAUUCGAAAUUCUAGAGAAGGCGGUGCCAUCCAAUAGAAAAAGCGUGAAGGAAAGAAGCCGGAAGCUAUCGCCUGCCCUAGUGCGCUGCGAAUACUCGUCAGGUCUGGCAGUCAAAAUGUGAAACAGAGGACGGAAGAUUAAAUGCACAUCAUUAAAGCUGCAACUGCUGUAUAUUUUGGCGCUUAAUCCGGGUAUCUCUUCGCUGACACGGUUUAGGAUUUGGUCUGCCGAUAAAGGAAACCCAAUGAUUGUUUAUACAAAAUUAUAUAUGCUUUUCACUAGUGCGUUCCUUUGAUUAGCAGGUUUCUACUGUAUACUAAACAAAGUUUUGAUUAUUUUGCAACGUCAGCGUCGACGUUGUGCCAGGCAAAAGACAUCGUCUCACGUGCGUUCGCGUGUGCACCGUCCCGUGACGCCUGGCAAAGAGCGAGCACUUGGCAAG